UACAUGUUUUGCGUCACUCGUCAUCGUCAGUGUCUGUUUACGAAUGUUGCACUGGUAAAUCGAAAUACUAGGUACUUGUUUUUUAACUUAGUUUAUAAUGUUAUUUGUGAAAUCGUUUACCAAACUUACCAAAAUUGUUGCUCGUGCGUUGUAAUCGAACAGACAUCUUUGACCCAAAGGCCAUCAAAGGAUUUCCCUAAUGUGAGAGCUCAAUGCCAGAUUUCUCCUUCGGCGUAUUGAGAAACCUUAAUCAAACGAACGAAUGUUGCAGCAUUCCCUGCGAAAGUGGCCAUAACUACCUACUCUAGUUGAAUUAAGAAACUAACCAGUCAUCACAAACGAUGGGCGCCCCCGUAAUCUACCACGAGCGGCAGGUCAAGGAGCUGUGCGCCCUCCACGCGUUGAACAAUCUGUUCCAGGACGCCUCCAGCUUCAACAAGACCCAGCUGGACGAAAUCUGUCGCGAGCUGUCCCCGAACGACUUCAUAAACCCGCACCGGUCCAUCCUGGGCCUGGGAAACUACGACAUCAACGUGAUAAUCACCGCACUGCACGUGAAACAGUGCGAAGCCAUAUGGUUCGACAAGCGGCGGGACCCGUCCUGCAUCGACACUUCCAAAAUCGUAGGUCUAAUCCUGAACGUACCCUCGAAAUACUCGAUCGGAUUCAUGAAGUUCCCGCUGCAACGGCGCCACUGGAUCAGCGUGAAGAAGAUCAACGGCGAGUACUGGAACCUGGACUCGAAGCUGGACGCACCGCAGAAAAUCGGCGACGAGUCGCAAAUCAUGGAAUACCUGCGGAACCAGCUGGCCGGUAACGACAAGGAACUGUUUGUGGUGUGCACGCAGGGCGUCGAGAGCAGUGAAGCGUGGCUGCUGCCGGAGCACCGGCGGAACUCGACGGCGGCGGAGAACUAGUAGAGAGGUGGUAACGGUGACAGGGGUGCAUGUGUACAGAUUCAAUGUGGUUUAAAGAGCGCAAGUAAAACGAAUAAAACUCAAUCAAGUUCAAAUUAAA
Culex quinquefasciatus (southern house mosquito) is the source of this 1017-nucleotide messenger RNA. RefSeq names its product josephin-like protein (gene Josd). Gene Ontology annotation, molecular function: cysteine-type deubiquitinase activity. Lineage: Eukaryota; Metazoa; Arthropoda; Insecta; Diptera; Culicidae. The coding region runs from base 342 to 917 and encodes 191 amino acids. The record is from RefSeq and is a predicted model, not a curated record. The transcript is spliced from 2 exons. Gene Ontology annotation, biological process: protein deubiquitination.